Messenger RNA from Eriocheir sinensis (Chinese mitten crab), 871 nucleotides. Its product is annotated as EEF1A lysine methyltransferase 2-like. The coding region runs from base 118 to 777 and encodes 219 amino acids. Gene Ontology annotation, biological process: peptidyl-lysine dimethylation; peptidyl-lysine monomethylation. Lineage: Eukaryota; Metazoa; Arthropoda; Malacostraca; Decapoda; Varunidae. The transcript has 5 exons. Gene Ontology annotation, molecular function: protein-lysine N-methyltransferase activity. The record is from RefSeq and is a predicted model, not a curated record. Gene Ontology annotation, cellular component: cytoplasm.
CACGUGGGUCAUGAGGUGCCGUUAAGGAGGCAGAAGCUUCCUAAAAACAACAAGCUGUCAGAUGAGUGCGUUUCUUCCCUCCCAGUGACCUGACUUCUACACAGCCACACUCUCGAGAUGUCAAAGGUCACGGAGCUGCCCUCGUCACAGCUAGGAACCAAAGAAUACUGGGACAAUCAGUAUGAACAUGAGCUUACAAACUUUGAGAAUCAUGGAGACAUUGGUGAAAUUUGGUUUGAGGAUAGCAUGGACAAAGUGCUUCAGUGGGUGCUAGACACAGACCUUGUCACCACCCAGUCAUCGGUCAUUGAUAUUGGUUGUGGCAACGGGGCUUUCCUCCUUAAUUUGGCUGCAGAAGGUUUUACAAAUCUGUAUGGCAUUGAUUAUUCUCAGAAAGCAAUAAAACUUGCUCAAGCUGUUGCUGCUCAGAAGGAAGCAAACAUUACGUACAAGCACUUUGACAUCAUAAAUCCUGAUGGUGAGAGUUUAGUCCCAAAUGAAUAUGACUUGUGCCAUGACAAAGGGACGUACGAUGCUAUAUCACUGUGUCCAGACGACCCCAGCGGCAAGAGGGCAGCGUAUGUAAAAGCUGUUCACCACAUGACUCGCCAAGAUGGCAUCUUCCUCAUCAUCUCUUGCAACUGGACACAAGAGGAACUGGUGGAGCAGUUCUCAGAAUAUUUUAUGGUAGAACAUAUUAUUCCAAUGCCAACUUUCAUGUUUGGAGGAAAAGUUGGCUCGCGUGUAACCAGCAUAGCGUUUAAAAAGAAAAUUUGAAAAUUUGGGUACAAUAUCAUGUAUAUUUUACCAAUAAUAAAAUGUAAUGUAUGAAGUUUAAUGUGCAAUAUCAAUGAAAUUAAGGUAAUAUUAA